CUUGAAAUUUCUAUCCAAUUAAAUUUAUUGACCUAACCGUUUGUUAGCAAGUCGUAAAAUAAACAAUUGUGUAUGAAACAGCAUUCUGCUUUACAAUGUUAUAUAACGUAGCUGCUUUCCUUCUGUUAACAGUUUUUGUUCAAUCCGAAGACCAAUCAGCUGGAAUAGAUUUUAACUACUUAAGCCUGAAGGACGACAUUUAUGACGAACAAGCACAGUUCAUGUCUCUCAAGAAUCCCCAUGAAAAGGCAUCAGUUGAAAAGACCACAACGGAAGAUCCUUGGGUCCCAUUCGACUUUUCGAAAUUUGACGCAUACCUCACUAAGACGCAAGAUGGUGCCGACAAUAAUAGAAUAAAACGACACGCAAAGAACACGGGAAAUUUCGAUUCGCUGGUCGGACCGAAGAUCCGAGAGCGACCAGAUCAUUACCUUUAUCCGGUGCCGAUUAAGGAUCGGAAAUUCGACUUCUUCACCACAUCGACCACAAGAAAGCCCCCGAUAAUGCCGGAGUCCAUGAAUCCGGGAGUCGUAUUCCGAGUGCGAAUGGCCGAUGCGAUUUUACGCAUCAAACAACGAAUGUACGAGGACCCGGAGAGACACAUCGAAUCUGAUAUUAUAUACACGAAUUUAAUUAAGAAAGUAGUCACGGACGAAAUAACCAAGUUCCAUAAUCUUCUGCUGAUGUACAAAACGGACAGGAGUAUAAAGGAGCAUCUAGGCGAAUGUGGUGGCAGGAUAUACAAGUUCAUCAGCUAUAUGACGAUCAAAGUGCACAUCUACUGCCUCUUCGACGCGCUAUGGAUAGACGGAAACCCCUACGUCAUCGGUGAUGAGUACUCCGUGACGCCCGUAGAAGUGCCGCCGAUGUUGCAGUGCGAUGCUGCUGAAUGCAAUUCCGUUAUAUUUGUUGAUUCGAUUAGUGUUCCCAAGGACUUCGAUAGGCACCAUAUUCACGGUAGAAGAAGGAGUAAACUUAGAAGCGGCGUAGCUUCUGAUGCAUUAAAGAACAUUACUACCGCAAACGUUCCGGUUGCCAGUAAGGACGCUACGAGACGCAAGAACAGAAAAGAUACCUACGACACGGAAAGCAAUACAUCGUCGUUUGUGGAAAUGCCGAAGGACCUAUAUCAAGCACAUCUGCGCCCCGGGGUUAUUUUUAGAAUACACAUGUCUGAGGCAAUUCUGAAGAUGCAAUAUAGAAACUACGCCGAAGACAAAGACGAGUCAGUGAUAGAGGCGGACGUGGAAUACCUGCGCCUGACGAGGAAAGUGAUUAGCGACGAGAUCACCAAGUUCGAGGACCUGAACUGGCUGAUGGGAUGGUUCCAGAACCGGUCCGACCUGAUACACGAGCACACGUGUAACACAAGAUAUUACACCGUAGGGGUACCGCCAACGAAGUUCUCGGGGCCGGAGGAGUACAUGAAGCGGGCAUGUCUGUUCGACAGCGUGUACGUCGACCAGAUGCCGUACGUCGUAGGCGAGGACGGCUCGCUGUUGGCCGCCGUUGCCCCGCCCGUGCUUCACUGCGACGCCGCCACGUGCACCUCCGUUCCGUUCAUCGAUAGUCUGAUGUUUGAGGAGCAGUACGGUCUAACGAACGUGCGCACGAUAACACGAUGCCAGGCGAGCUGCCGCUCGCACUGCAAGAACGACGCCGAUUGCUUGAAACGUUGCUCCGAUAGAUGUCUCCGAACAGAAUAGUUGCUUUCAAAUAAAAAUAAUGUUAACCUGUUUU
Messenger RNA from Aricia agestis (brown argus), 1740 nucleotides. RefSeq lists its product as uncharacterized. NCBI's taxonomy places the organism in Eukaryota, Metazoa, Arthropoda, Insecta, Lepidoptera, Lycaenidae. The record is from RefSeq and is a predicted model, not a curated record. The coding region runs from base 96 to 1706 and encodes 536 amino acids. The transcript is spliced from 11 exons.